AUGCCCGACGUCAAGAGGAAUGUCCGGCUGAUCACAGAACAGCAUGUUGUAAACAAAGAUUCGGGUGUUGAAGGGUUCCCCCUCCGGGCGUGGUCUAUUGAGAUUUACCUUGUCAAUGACCACGGAGAGCAAGUGCCGGCCAACGUCUUCGACAAGGUGACGUAUACACUUCAUCCUAGUUUCGGGGAUCGGGCCAUUCAAACCUUCAAGAACCCCCCGUUCAGGAUCUCAGAAGAAGGAUGGGGUGAAUUCGACAUGCAAAUCACCCUUCACGCCGACAAGGAUCAUUACGUGACACACGACCUCAACUUUGCACAGACACGCUACGAGUCCAAGCACGUCAUCACAUUUAAAAACCCCAAGCCUGCCUUAUUGGCAGCCCUUCGUGAAUCAGGCCCCGUUCCCGGAGACGAGAAUGGAGUGAAAUCUAAGCGUUCCGCAGCUAGCGAAGAAGGAUCAAAGAAGAAGAAGCGAACAGAGAAGAGCGUGGAUAUGGACAAGUUAGCCGAUGGCCUCCAACGACUCGGAGAAGACGAUCUUCUCCAAGUGGUGCAGAUGGUACACGACAACAAAGCCCCAGACUCGUACACCAAAAACGACGUCGAACACACCCUGAUCAAGAUGCUGUGGGAUUUCACGCAAGAGAAGGGCGCUCUGUGA
Messenger RNA from Aspergillus oryzae RIB40, 660 nucleotides. Its product is annotated as putative transcription initiation factor subunit (TAF30). Bases 1 to 660 code for a protein of 219 amino acids. Gene Ontology annotation, biological process: regulation of transcription by RNA polymerase II; chromatin remodeling. The record is from RefSeq and is a predicted model, not a curated record. The transcript has 7 exons. Lineage: Eukaryota; Fungi; Ascomycota; Eurotiomycetes; Eurotiales; Aspergillaceae. Gene Ontology annotation, molecular function: histone binding. Gene Ontology annotation, cellular component: Swr1 complex; NuA4 histone acetyltransferase complex.